AUCUGUCAGUUAGCUGUCAACCGAAUUGUCAAGUAUGUCACAACACAACACUACUAAUUACAAAAAUUCGUGAGGUAUCUUUUUGUAAAAGUAGUCGCAGUCAACACAGUUACCCUUAAAUGAGUAACUUUCUGGUAACCACACCACCAUGCGGAAACGCCACAUAUGGACAAUUUGUGCUCUGGUAGUGGGGCUUUUUGCGAACUUUAUUUACAAUGAUGAAAUAAGCGAGAAAGUCGCCAGCACUGAGCUGGCCCCUGAGAAAGACGAAAGGUUGCUGGUUUUCUCAACCCUGAAUGGAGAUUUGGUGGGAAUUGAGCAACACUCAGGCCGCAUCCGGUGGAAAAUUAAAGAUAAACCCAUAGUCCAGGUUCCGGUGGACACCACAAACGCCAUAAUACCCCUAUUCUUGCCAGACCCCAGAGAUGGCUCCUUGUACCUCCUAGGCAACAACCGCGAGCCCCUAAAAAAGCUACCAUUCACGAUCCCACAACUAGUGGCGUCAUCACCUUGCAGGAGCUCUGAUGGAAUUUUAUACACAGGCAAGAAAAAAGACACGUGGUUCAAGCUGGACCCCGUGUCGGGCAAGAAGGAGCAGGUUUUGGGCUGGGACCCGAGCCCCACGUGCCCCAUCGAAUCCACGAGUUUCGUUUUUAUAGGGCGCACCAAGUACGAUAUUAUGAUGGUCGACAGCCACAAUUCACAACGUAAAUGGAACGUUACGUUUUAUGAUUACACUGCUCAAACUAUGAGUAAAGAGGAGAUGAAUAAUUACGAUUUGGCUCAUUUCGCGUCGAGUUCUACGGGAAGGUUGGUCACGAUGGACCGACGAAGGGGGAAUUUGCUGUGGGAUGGCGAUUUGGGUAGUCCGGUGAUUGCGGCGUAUGUGCUUGACUCCGAUGGGUUGCUGAUGGCGCCGUUCACGAGUCUGGCUAAUCAUACGUUGAAUUAUUUGACGACGGAGCUUCUGAGUCAUGAUGGGAUGCAGGAGCCGGGUUCACACAGGAUGAAGUUGUACCCCACUUUGUACGUCGGGGACCAUACAUACGGCCUCUACGCCCUACCAUCACUAGUGGACCAAAACGUCGUGACCAUAACCGCCUCCGACAGCGGCCCCCUGCUCCUAGGAGGCCCCCACGCCCCAGAGCUGCCCAAACCAUACCCCGAAUACCCCAUACCGGGCUACAACUACCGCAUACCAUCAAACAUGUACGAAGAAGACCCCCUCACAUUCCAAAGCAUCCCCAACUUCAUCAUCUACGUCGGCCACUACAACGUCCCCAAAUACAGCGACACGAAAUUCCUCCUACCCGGCAGCUCCUCCAAACACCUCCACCUCAUCACCGACGCCAGCGACCCCAAAGAGGCCCCCAUCCACGACCAGAACCCCAUAGACCCCCAAACCGACGACUCCAUCAAAGAAAAACCCCAAGUGCGACCCCGAACCGAGAACCGCCUCACCAGCACCCUCACCUUCACCUACAAAACAGUCAAACUGUGGGUGAACCAACAAGAAAACAAAGGCUUGAAGCUGGUACUUAUCAUCCUCGUGGGGUGCGUUAUUGCCAUGUUCUGGUACUUGCAAGUGCAAGUACGCGAAUUCCAGAACAUGUCGCAGAACGGGUCGAGGUCGAGCCAACCGGGCUCGCUGGGCAGGAACUCGUCCAUCACCGCCUACUCGGAAGAGUUACCAGAUGGGUUGGUACGGGUCGGGAAAAUCACGUUCCACCCGGAGCAGCUACUAGGGAAAGGGUGCGAAGGUACUUUUGUGUACCGCGGCGAGUUUGAUAGUCGACAGGUGGCGGUGAAGAGGUUGCUACCUGAGUGUUUUACGUUCGCGGACCGAGAGGUGGCGCUGCUGCGCGAGAGCGACGCGCAUCCUAAUGUCAUUAGGUACUACUGUAUGGAGCAGGACCGACUUUUCCGGUACAUAGCUUUGGAGUUGUGUCAGGCGACUCUGUCGGAGUACGUACAGGGGAAGUGCGACCGGAAGUUGAUUCAACCCUUGGAUAUUUUGAGGCAGGCGACGUCGGGAUUGGAGCAUUUGCACUCACUUGAUAUUGUUCAUCGCGAUAUUAAGCCGCACAACGUUCUGCUGUCCAUGCCCAAUAAUCAUGGCGUCGUCAGAGCGAUGAUUUCCGAUUUUGGGCUUUGUAAGAAGUUGCAAGUGGGGAGGAUGUCGUUUUCGAGGCGCUCGGGGGUGACAGGGACGGACGGGUGGAUCGCGCCUGAAAUGCUCAACGGGGAUGAGAGGACGACUUGUGCUGUCGACUUGUUCUCUCUAGGUUGUCUUUUCUACUACGUUCUUUCCAAGGGGUUGCACCCAUUCGGGGACAAUCUCCGCCGCCAAGCCAACAUCCUGGGCGGGGACUACAAUUUAGAAGACAUCCAAGGAGAGGAGCGCCAAAUCAUCCUGCAAAAACUACUCAUAGGUGCCAUGAUCUCGUCCAAGCCCCUCGAGCGGCCAUCUUGCACCGCCAUCUUGAAACACCCCAUGUUCUGGGACAACUCAAAAAUUCUGGCUUUCUUCCAGGAUGUCAGCGACAGGGUCGAGAAAGCCGAAAGCGAUGACUCGGUGCUCCAGUGUUUAGAGGAAACGAAUUACACCAUAGUACGAUCUGAUUGGAGGGCGCACAUCCACGAAGAAGUGGCAACCGAUUUGAGGAAAUACCGGUCCUAUAGGGGGGAGUCAGUCAGAGACCUUUUGAGAGCUCUAAGAAAUAAAAAACACCACUUCCGGGAACUAACAACCGAAGCGCAAAACCUCCUCGGAGACAUCCCUGAUUCGUUCACCAAGUACUGGACGACACGUUUUCCUCUGCUAUUGGUGCACUCGUGGAUAGCCAUGCAGUGCGUGGCCAAAGAGACCGCGUUCCAGCACUACUAUCACGAAAGCUACAGAUUUUCGUACCAGAAGUUCGUCCAACAAAUCGGGGCGUACAUCGUCGAUAAGCCCCGACAGUUUUAUUUUGAAUCCCCGGUGCUCAAAAACGGCGACUACUACGGGAACAAGUCCCCCAAGAAGACACAAAAGGGCAGAUUUUACGACCCUAGGAAACGCAACGACGAUGUGAGGGAAAACGUUGGGUUAUAUAGAAAUCUGGCGCCUGAGAAGGUCGUCGACGUUAGUGAGGUUAAGGUUACGGUUACUAACAGUGGGUAUGCAGGAGUGGGUAAAAGUAACGUGAAUGUUAAGCUUCGGAGUAGGAAUAACAAGAGGGCGUCGAAGAGGGACGAGCCCUUGGUCUGGGCCAUAAAUGAUGAUAAAUAAGUACAAUUAAUUUGUGGUUUUUAAUUUUGUUUUGGGGGAAAACGCGGCAGACGGGCAAGGUUUUACGGGUUUGGGCAUUUUAUGAAGGAGACUGCGACGGAAAUGGGUUAGUUUUACACUCGUGUGAGUUAAUUGGAAUUUAUUUUUUCAAGUUUGAGGUUACGUUAACCGGAUUGCGUUCCAUUGACAUGGAAAAAGUAGAGUGUGUUUUCACAGACGUAUUAAAUAAAAACAACAUUUAUGUUUAUGUAGUCGUGUUUCUUGUAAUGAUACAAUUUCUGGAUACGCAUGUGCAAUUUAGUCCUCUGGGCAUUUUCUCAAAGCCUUGCCCACUCGCUCCGGCCUUAAUUUUUUACAAAUUCGAUAAGUCACUGUGAUAAUGUAAAUUUUAGCACUUCGUUUUAAGGACCAAUUCUAUUGCGUCCGCCCUGGCGGACAGUGAAUGUAUUGUUAUUACUGAUGCCAAAUAUAUUUUCUAUAUAUUUGAA
Zophobas morio is the source of this 3759-nucleotide messenger RNA. RefSeq names its product serine/threonine-protein kinase/endoribonuclease IRE1-like. The coding region runs from base 149 to 3271 and encodes 1040 amino acids. The transcript is spliced from 11 exons. NCBI's taxonomy places the organism in Eukaryota, Metazoa, Arthropoda, Insecta, Coleoptera, Tenebrionidae. Gene Ontology annotation, cellular component: IRE1-TRAF2-ASK1 complex. Gene Ontology annotation, molecular function: RNA endonuclease activity; protein serine/threonine kinase activity; ATP binding. The record is from RefSeq and is a predicted model, not a curated record. Gene Ontology annotation, biological process: mRNA processing; protein phosphorylation; IRE1-mediated unfolded protein response.